Molecule: messenger RNA, 1329 nt
Organism: Symbiodinium sp. CCMP2592
Lineage: Eukaryota; Dinophyceae; Suessiales; Symbiodiniaceae
Source: the annotation of a GenBank genome assembly
AUGGCGGAAGUCGCAGCAAAGAUGGAUGUGGUGGAUGCGAAGGAAGUGCAGGUUCAGAAUGAUUUGGACGGCCAGCUCGCCCAGGGCGGCCAGGCGGGGGCAGGGAAGGCUGAGGUAGACCUGGAAAUGUCGCAAAGCGAUGUCACAGAGGACUUGGAGAAGCCUUCGGAGGAGCAGCCACCAGUGCGGCUCAUGCUGCUUGUCAUGCUCAGCAUGUUUCAGGGCUACGCUUCGAUGGUGGGGCCUCUCCAAUCGGCCUACAAGCACCGGCUGGGCAUCAGCACGGACGGCACUGCAGCGGCACAUGCCUUCACACAAGCGGCCGUUGCAGUCCACUAUGGCAAGCUGAUCGCCCGCUUGGGGCAUAACGUCGUCUUCGCACGCCUCACAACCUGGACCCGAGUUGUCAUCGCGAUGUGCUUCAUGUUUGUGGGGAUCACAAUCCCCACCUUGCUCGUUUUCACCUUGGGCUGGAGCUGGGUGGGGUCGGUUUUCAUCGCCUACAUGCUUUCGGGCCUGGGCCUGGGGAUUUUCGAAGUCACCUUCCUGAGCGUCAUCACGCCCAUGGGGAGGGCCACGAAGGCCUGGGCCAUUGUGGGAGCUCCUGCAGGCUUCGCAACCAUCAACAUCCUCGGCCUCACAGCUUCCUCCUUCGGUUUGGAGAUGGUCUACAUCUACUGGUACAUCCUCUUCUGCCUGCCUAUCGGGCUCUUCUUAUUCACGCGCUUGGCCCCCAAAGGCAACACGGAGUUGAAGACGGCGAACUUCGCAGCCUCGUUACUCCAGGCUCGGCACUGGAUGCCGGGAAUGGCCCCCUUCUUUGUGGCACAGUUCUUGAGUCAUUUCGCAAUGGAGAACUGGCCGGCCAUCUUCUACAUGUUCCAUCCUCCCUACGUGCCCCUCUUCAAUCCCAAGAGUGAUCAGCACCUCAUGAAGUGGGGCCAAUUCUUUGCUGUUACCUAUGUCUUCAUCUUCCUCGGGGACUCCAUCAGCCGCCGAAUUGCGAUCUACCUUUCAACGCCCAGCUUGUUCCGACGAUUGGUCUUUCUCGGCAUGGCAAUGGCCUGCAUUGCUCUCGGGCUCUAUCUGGAAUCCCUUGCGAUUGCCAUCAUCAUCCCGAUUGCCAUCUUCCUGGUCUUCUGGGGGAACGGCACGAUCUACGGCUUGACGGCACACCACGUUGAUAAGCACGUGCCGAGCGAGCACAAUCUUGCAUCUUACUCUUUCUGGUGCUUUGUUGGGGAUCUCGGUGCAGUUCUUGGAGGUAUUUUGGUGGACAGCACGCACGACCUCUUCUGCAGGGGUCAUGAGGGACCCUUCGAAUGCUAA